Pezoporus occidentalis (night parrot) is the source of this 2452-nucleotide messenger RNA. It is a transcript of the gene NEUROD4, whose product is annotated as neuronal differentiation 4. Gene Ontology annotation, molecular function: E-box binding; DNA-binding transcription factor activity, RNA polymerase II-specific; protein dimerization activity. Gene Ontology annotation, biological process: positive regulation of transcription by RNA polymerase II; axon development; camera-type eye development. The record is from RefSeq and is a predicted model, not a curated record. The coding region runs from base 69 to 1064 and encodes 331 amino acids. The transcript is spliced from 2 exons. Lineage: Eukaryota; Metazoa; Chordata; Aves; Psittaciformes; Psittacidae. Gene Ontology annotation, cellular component: nucleus.
GGGGCUGCAGGCGCGAUGCGCCCGGGCAAGUGACGGCGGGGACUCGCUCCGGUGCCCAGAGAUCAGAGAUGACCAAGACUUAUGCCAAGCCCAAAGAGAUGGCGGAGCUCGUGAGCACCCAACCCUGGAUGGACAAAGCGUUGGGCUCCAAGGACGAGCUGAAGGCAGAGAACAGCAGGCAAGGUCCUUUUGCAUUGAUGUCUGCCUUGAACGAAGAGCACCACAGCAUCGAGGAGGAAGAGGAGGAAGAGGACGAUGGGGAAAAGCCCAAGAGGAGAGGACCAAAGAAGAAAAAGAUGACCAAGGCGAGGUUGGAGCGGUUCAGAGCCCGGCGGGUGAAGGCCAAUGCCCGGGAGCGCACGCGGAUGCACGGCCUCAAUGAUGCUCUUGACAACCUGAGGAGGGUGAUGCCCUGUUAUUCCAAGACCCAGAAGCUGUCCAAGAUCGAGACCCUGAGGCUGGCAAGGAAUUACAUCUGGGCUCUGUCUGAGGUGCUCGAGACGGGGCAGACCCCCGAAGGGAAGAGCUUUGUGGAGAUGCUCUGCAAGGGCUUGUCCCAGCCCACCAGUAACCUGGUGGCCGGGUGCCUGCAGCUGGGACCGCAGACCCUGUUCCUGGAGAAGCACGAGGAGAAGGCCCCGCUGUGUGAAUCGGCCGUAGCCAGCCAUUCCUUCAGCUACCAGUCCCCAGGGCUCCCAAGCCCACCCUAUGGGACCAUGGAAACCCAUCUGCUGCAUUUAAAGCCCCCCACCUUCAAGAGCUUGGUGGAUGCUUCCUUUGGAAACCAUCCCUCUGACUGCACCACUCCUCCCUAUGAGGGUCCCCUCACGCCGCCCUUGAGCAUCAGUGGGAACUUCUCCUUGAAGCAAGAUGGGUCUCCAGACCUGGAUAAAUCCUACACCUUCAUGGCCCACUACCCCUCGGUCAGCCUGGCUGGAGCACAUGGACAUGCCUCCCACUUCCAAAGCACGAUGCCCCGCUACGAGCUCCCCAUAGACAUGGGCUACGAGUCCUACCCACACCACGUAGCUGCUCCCCAGCUCAAUGCCAUCUUCAAUGAGUAGCAAAGCAGAGGUAGACCCAAAUCCUUGCUGCAGAGAGAAGCUCGGCGGUGUAGCGGGGCUGGUUCGAGAAUGGACACAACUGGGAGGUCACCACUAUGGGGUGAGAGACUUCUGAGCAUCUCUGCAGGACGUGGCUGGGGAAGGCUUGGGGGUCCUCCUGUCCUAUCCCGAUAGGUGCCACCGUGAUGAUCUCCUUCUCCCCCCCCCCCAGAGAUGCUCAUGAAGGUGGCUUCACCCUGCAGGACUUGAUGCACUGCAGCACUUGGGAUCAUCCAUUGCCAAGACGUUACAACUCCUUUUCCUCCCUCCUUGGGGCUGUGGGUCUCACAUAGGUGGAGACAAGCCCAUUCUGCCCCUCGGGAUGACCACUUCCCAUUCCACGCUCUCUGAUGGGGCCAUGGCUUUCCCAGUUCAGGGAAGGAUCUGGACCACUUGCAGAAGACCAACACGGUUGCUCCUCCUCGAAGCUUUACGUUCGCUGCCACUGCAUCAUCCAUGGCCAGCGUGGUCCAGCAGGCUCAGAGCUUCUCCAUGACGGUCCCUUCACCAUGCUGAGCCCCAGACCUCGCUUGUGACCUACAACCAGCAUGAGAUGCUCAGCGCAUGGAUCUUGAAACCUCUUUAGGGGACUCCUGAUCGUUCAGAGCGCAAAGAUCCUGGCUGGAAGAGGAGCUCUCACUGAACCCUUGCUCCUGCUCCACAUCUUCCUAGGGUUCAUAGCGUUCUCCAUCCUGAUCCGUGUCCCGACCACAUCCUGCCAAUGGAAACACGUCUGAUUUUCCUGGAUCAUUGAUGAUUUACCUGCCUGGGGGGGGGGGGGAGUUCCAUUUAGUUCCUUCCAAUCCACAUGGAAUAGGGAACACGCAAAGCAGCCUCCUCCUUUCCCAGUUGGCUCCCAGGUGCUUAUCCAGCGUUAGCGUUGUGGAGAUGUCCCCUUUGCAGUGCUCUUGCUCCAGGGUUAUUUAUUAGCCAUUAUUUAUUUAAUUUAUUCUUUCCCUGCCCGUUUUCUAGGGGUGAAACCAAGAAUUCCACCGACUUUAAGGUCAAAUCCCAUCUUUAGGAUGGUCCUUGGGUGGAUUUGGGAAGCCCGGCAGCUCCCAACUCAUCCCUUGUAUUCCCAGAUGAGCAAUAACUUCCAAAGCCUAUGCAACUAUUUUUGUCUCCAAGAAAUCCCAGGCCCCUAUUUUUGAUGUCCCAUUGGCCCAAGCUCCUUGGUUUUGUAUGGAGUUGGGAAUCUGGAGGUGAUUCGAGCUCCGGAAUUCCCUGCCCGGCCCCUGGGUCCCCUCCGGGCCCUUCUUCCCUUUUGUACUGAGAGCAAACGUUUAUCCUUUUGUAAAGAAAGCAGAUUUGGGGGUUUUAGCUCAAAUAAAGUCGUGGUUUUGUUUCAA